Postia placenta MAD-698-R-SB12 is the source of this 1045-nucleotide messenger RNA. RefSeq lists its product as hypothetical. The transcript is spliced from 4 exons. The coding region runs from base 227 to 1045 and encodes 272 amino acids. The record is from RefSeq and is a predicted model, not a curated record. Lineage: Eukaryota; Fungi; Basidiomycota; Agaricomycetes; Polyporales; Adustoporiaceae.
CAGUUUGACAAUGUUACGUGUUGGCACACAUACGACAUCUUCCCAAUGCGGUCAUAUCCUGAUGCAUGAUUUUUGACUGCAACUUUGAGCACGCUACGCACAAAAGAUGGGAUGAGCCUAUCUUAGUAAGUGUGCAUAGCUGCGCAAUGCAUGCACGUUCACGUAUAAAUGGCCGACCCCGCACGCGCUGUCCAAGCACAUCACAUAGUGCGCACUCUUAGAAAGAAUGUCCUCACCCCAAGUUUGGUUCAUCACCGGCUCCUCCUCAGGCUUCGGCCGCGCCGUGGCAGAGCACGUCCUGCGCAAGGGCGACAUCGCCGUCGCAACCCUGCGCACGCCCUCCGCGCUCGCCGACCUCGCCGCGCGCUACCCGCCCUCCCGGCUCCUCGUCCUCCCGCUCGACGUGACCGACGCCGCGCAGAUCCAGGCCGCCUUCGCGCGCGCCCUCGAGGCCUUUGGCCGCAUCGACGUCGUGUGGAACAACGCCGGCUACACCAUGCUGGGCGAGACCGAGGGCACGCCGGACGAGGUCGCGCGCAAGAUGUUCGAGGUGAACUUCUGGGGCGCGGCGAACGUCAGCCGCGAGGCCGUCCGCGUGUUCCGCGACGUGAACAGCCCGCGCGGCGGACGCCUGCUCCAGAACUCGUCGGUGGCAGGCCUCCAGGGCUACCUGUUGAUCGCGUACUACAGUGCGACGAAGUUUGCUCUCGAAGGCCUGACUGAAUCCCUCAUCACGCUCGUCGAGCCAGGCUCAUUCAACACCAGCGCCCUCGACAACGGCGUGAAGCUCCCUCAACAUCCGGCGUAUGCCACUCCAGACUCUGCGUCGACUGCUUUCCGCAAAGCGGUCGAGACUUUUGAGAUGCCCGGCGAUCCAGAGAAGGGAGCUGAGCGCAUCUACGAGCUGGCGGCGCUGCCGAAUCCCCCCUUGCACCUGGUACUCGGGGCUGACGCCGUCCUCACCGCGAGGAAGAAGGCUGCUGACUUGGCUAGGGAGGUGGAGGAGUAUGCGUCGUGGUCUGAUGGGACGGCGACUGUGCACUAA